Molecule: messenger RNA, 1525 nt
Organism: Myotis daubentonii (Daubenton's bat)
Lineage: Eukaryota; Metazoa; Chordata; Mammalia; Chiroptera; Vespertilionidae
Exons: 2
Coding region: 22-945 (307 amino acids)
Source: RefSeq, a predicted model, not a curated record
UCCAUCCUGCGGCUCUUGGACAUGCUGUGCGUUCCCGGCUGGGAGCCUUCGUGCUGGCUGUCCCCUGGGCCCGAGAGCGCUCCUCUCCAGACACCUCAUGGCUUCUGUUCCGCUGUCCCCUCGCAGAGAGCCCUGCCCCGGCCCGCUCGGGAACAUUUCUCGUGCGAGCACUUCCGCUGCCUGCUGUCCUGCUAUCUGUUUAGUUAUCCCUCUCCGCCUCUCCUGUUACAAUGCACGCUCACUCAGGGCAGGGUUUUUGUCUGUUUCGUCCACUGCUGUGUCCCCAGGCACAGAGCCAGCCGUAAACAGGUGCCCAGUCAAUGCCCGAGCCAGUGCACGGAUGGCUCACGUGUGCUUCCGGGAGUGCUGAGGGCAAGGGUCCCCCAGGGCAAGUGCUCCGCACACAGUAGGUCCUGCCAGCCAGCCAGCUUCUUACUGUGCAGCAUAGCCGGCUUCCCCUCGGGGCUCUCCCAGCUGGGAGGGGCACUGAUUCUCAGUCUAAACCCGUGCCCUCUGAGCUCAUGUCCCACGAAUUCUGUCCCCAGAGGAGUGGCCACCCACACCUCGCUGACUCCACAGCUGAAACGGCCAAUUAGAGCCACAGCGAGGAUGAAAUAUAGCCCCAGAUCAAUCCUAUUGAUUCUUCCCCUCUUCCUGCCCGGCGAGCCCACGUGGCCUGCCAGCCUCCUCGGGGACUUGGGGAGAAGGAGAGCCAUGGGCGCCUCUGGAGAACGGCCAUCGCGUGUGAUGCUGAAACAUCUCCAGAAAGGACCCCUUCUCCCCUGCCCCCGGCCCUCUCCCUUCCUCCCGACCCGGCCCCCCUGCAGCACGGAGGAAGGGAGCCUGAUUCCUGGGCCCUCCCAGUGCCUUUGUGGCAAGGACAGCUCCUCGCUGCAGGGCGACACCUGGAGAGCGGCCAGCAGCUCCGUCAGCAUUGGAAGGUAGCGGCCAGCCUGCUGCCAGCCGCCCUGCACCGGCCCACGUGCCUCCCCUGGCUCCCGGCUCCCCCGGGGUGCUCACGGGUCUUGGGGUUUACGCCGAGGCUUGGCAGGUGGAGGUGGGAAGAAACCCGUUCCGGCUCCCCCUCGCUGGUCCUGUUUCCCCGUGUCUCUCUUUGUACGUGUCCCUCUGUUUCUCCCUUCAAACCAAAGUCUUCAGACCAAAGAUUCCCGCUAGGGAAUCACGGUGGGAUCAGCCAAUCCAUCACCCAACCAAUCAAUGUCCCCUCUCUGUUCUGGGCCGUCACAGGCCUGCCGCUGGUCUGCCCCUCUGCCUACCUCGGACUCUGUCUGUCUCAGACUAGCUCUGGAGUUAAUACUCUGCCUGUGUUCGAAUCCUGGCCCUACUGUGUGGCUCCGGCAAGGAGCUCAACUGCUCGGUGCCUCAGUGUUUUCAUUUGUAAAAGGGACAUAACAGGGCCUCCCUCUUAGGGGUGUGAGGAGCUAGUGAGACAUCCCACAGUCAGACUGCAAGCACAGUGCCCAGCACAGGGUAAAUGCUUAAGUAAGUAUUAGCUGCUAUUUAA